AUGGUGCAGUAUGUCUUUACGCCUUGGCGAGACCGCCAGGAAUUGCUCCUUGUGCGGGACCAAUUCUACGGCUCCGAGGCGUUGACGCGGGCUGCUGCCGGCGGUGCGUCGUCGAGUCGCCGUCGGGUCGAGGAGGCAGCUGGCAGAGAUGCAUAUGCUGAGCAGCGUCCAGAGGAGGGGGAGGGCUUGGAUCAGGGGGAUGCAGGGCGGCACUCUACUGCUGCUGCUGCGGCCAAUGACUACCAGACUUCAUCACGAGAGCAGGGAGACCGGGACGAGCAGCACAAGGCCGUGGGGCGCGUCUCCAUGUGGAUGCAGCGCGGCAACUGUCCGCACAUGGUGGAGUCGACGGCACUGCUCAUGGCUGCGGUCCUGAGCGACGAGGCCGCGGCCGCGGGCAAUGCAGGAGCAUCGACGUAUGCUGUGAGGGCUGCAUAUGCAGCUGCUUUUAGUCGCUUCGUCACUGGGUUGUUAGACGGGCAUCAAGACAAGCUGCGCAAGCAGAGCAUGUACUCUAUCGCCAAGAACAUUGGCCUGCCGGCUACCUUUGUAGAGCUUAGGCAUCAAGCCACGCAUGAGCAGCUGCCGUCGCUUGCCAAACUGCGGUCCGCCGCGAGAAAGGCUCUCGUUUGGAUCUGGGACUACUACUGGAAACACCUCGGCGAGGCAGAAAAGGCCAAGGAUCCGUGCAGAGAGCUUGUGCUGUCGUAUCUUCGAGAAGACGACGAGGCAUCGAGGCUGAAAAUCAUGAGGCGGCUGCGCCAGUGGGACCUCGAAUACUUGCAGAAAACGAUUGCAGAGCUGCAGCGGACGCUGCCCGGGAAUCAAGUGUUUCUCAAGUGCUUGAAGCUGUCCAAAGACAUGGCAGCCAUGACGGUUGAAGACGCGAACGACCCGGAUCCGAAAGUGGGCGGGAUGCCGGAGCAAGAGCAGGAGCAAGAUCCGGAUCGUAGUUCGGAGCCGAACACGGGAUGGUCUCGAUAUAGCGGCACCUGGAGACCUAAACCGAUUGGGGUCGGGAGCUCCAACAACUAUGCGUAUCUCGUGGUUGAUGACAAGUCCAAGGAUGCUGUCAUUAUUGAUCCUGCGAACCCGCCAGAGGUCACUCCUAUUUUAAAGGAUGCCAUUUCAUCAGGCCAGAUUAACCUGACGGCUAUUCUUGCUGACCUGGGUAAUGAGAAGCUCACCAUCAUUGGUGGCAAGGAUUGCGAGGGAGUCACUAAGACGCCACAGCACGGAGAGACAUUUCAGAUUGGUGAUAUCUCUGUCAGGGCCGUCCACACCCCUUGCCACACGCAGGACAGCAUCUGCUAUUACAUGGAGGAUUCAACUGGCAAGGCAGUCUUCACCGGUGAUACGCUUUUUGUUAGCGGAUGCGGCAAAUUUUUCGAGGGUAGCGCGGCUGAGAUGCAUGAAGCGUUGAACAACCGUCUUGGAGCGCUGCCAGAGGACACUCUUGUCUAUCCCGGCCACGAGUACACAAAGUCAAACGUUCGAUUCACUAUUUCUGUGUCCCAGACGGAGCCUAUCAAGAAACUCCAGGAAUUUGCUGAGAACCACCAGGUUACGACGGGCAAAUUCACGAUUGGUGAUGAGAAGAAGCAUAAUGUCUUUAUGAGAGUCAACGAUCCCGAAAUCCAAAAGAUUACCGGCGAGACGGACCCUGUAUCCAUCAUGGGAAAGCUGAGGGAAAUGAAGAACAAUUUUAAGCCUCCGAAGCGCAAAGCAGGCGGUCCCUCCACCGCGCCCAAGCCGCGCCAGUCGAGACUCGCCAAGGAACACAAUGUCUCUGCGCAGGAGGAAGGCGAGAUUAAGGAAGCCUUUGGCCUGUUUGCGGAGCCGAUGGACGGCGAGAAGAACGGCGUCUUGCCCAUUAACGAUGUCAAAUCGGCGCUCAUAGCCCUCGGAAUCCCCCCAUCCUCCCCCGCCGAGCUCCGCGAAUUCAUCUCCAUCCUCGACCCCGACAACGACGGCUACGCCACCUACGAGCCCUUCUUCGCCAUCUGCGCCCUAAAGUUCCACGCGCGCGAGGACGACACCGACGACGCCCACCGCGAGGAGCUCAUCGAGGCCUUCCAGCUCUUCACAAACGGCCACGACGGCCCCAUCACGCUGGCGCACCUGCGGCGCGUCGCCGCCGUGCUCAAGGAGGACGUGGACGAGGAGCUGCUCAAGGACAUGAUUCUCGAGGCGAAUGGCGGGGUGGGCGUUGCGAGGGGCGUGGAGCUGGAUGAGUUUGAUAGCGUGAUGAGGAACGCUGGAGUAUGGCGGUGA
Molecule: messenger RNA, 2274 nt
Organism: Trichoderma asperellum CBS 433.97
Lineage: Eukaryota; Fungi; Ascomycota; Sordariomycetes; Hypocreales; Hypocreaceae
Source: RefSeq, a predicted model, not a curated record